GCGCAGAGGAGCGACAGCAGCAGCACUGGAGAAGUUGCGCACCGACAGCUACUGGACUAUUAUCACUGCUGCUUUACUAACACCGACAUGCAAGUUGAUAUCUCCCAGUGGAACGGGCCGCUGGCUCUUCACGAGGUGGAUGAACAGCCUAAACACCCUCUGAAAGUGACUUUUGGAUCUGUGUGUGUGGAGGAGCUGGGCCAAGUGCUGACACCCACCCAGGUUCAGCACUGCCCAAGCAUUGAGUGGGAGAGCAUGGACAGGAGCAAAUUAUAUACUGUGAUAUUCACAGAUCCUGAUGUUCCCAGCAGAAAAGAAUGUCAUCUCGGGGAAUGGCACCACUUUCUUGCAGUCAACGUGAAAGGAAAUGAUCUGAGUAGCGGCUGCAUUCUCACUGCUUACUUGGGAUCUGGUCCUGGUAAAGGAACAGGUCUGCACAGGUACACGAUUUUGGUGUAUGAGCAGCCGGGGCCGCUGCAAUGUAAUGAACGCAUUUUGGGUAACACUUCUGCUGACCAUCGAGAGAAAUUUAAAGCAUCGGAAUUUCGGAAGAAGUACAAGCUUGGAGCACCCAUUGCUGGCACCUGUUUCCAAGCUGAAUGGGAUGAUCAUGUCACUAAGCUCUACAAACAGUUGGGGGUGUAAUAGUGAACACAAAUGAUUAAACCUCUUUCCACAUUACACCUAUAUUUUAAUUUCACAAACAUUUUUUCAAACUUUCACAAAUUCUAUAUAUGUUUAAAGCUGCACAAUAAAAUCAUCUUGUUAUCAAAA
This is a messenger RNA of Xenopus laevis (African clawed frog), 774 nucleotides long. RefSeq names its product phosphatidylethanolamine binding protein 1, gene 1 L homeolog (gene pebp1.L). The record is from RefSeq and is a predicted model, not a curated record. The coding region runs from base 88 to 645 and encodes 185 amino acids. The transcript is spliced from 4 exons. Lineage: Eukaryota; Metazoa; Chordata; Amphibia; Anura; Pipidae. Gene Ontology annotation, biological process: negative regulation of MAPK cascade.